Molecule: messenger RNA, 7978 nt
Organism: Caenorhabditis auriculariae
Lineage: Eukaryota; Metazoa; Nematoda; Chromadorea; Rhabditida; Rhabditidae
Source: the annotation of a GenBank genome assembly
AUGACAAUGCGGACGAGUGCUUGGGUUGUGCCGCCAAAGGUUCGGCUUGCGGGUCGAGGCGCGGCCGUCGCCGCGGGGGCGGCGCUUCUCCUCGCCACCAUCGUCGACCUAAUUUGCGGCGGCAUGCGGCUCGACAACCUCAUCGGCUCCGUCAAGCCUGGCUUCGAACGUGUCGAGAAAGUCUUUCGGUGAGUCUUCGUUUUUCUCUGUGCUCUCCACCGACCAGGCGCUGUCUCGUUUUGAAAAACGUGUCAGGACCCUUUUUUUCGAUUACCAGAAUCGGCCCAUAUUACCCACGAAAGGUUCUUUUCAAACAUUUUUCUUCAAGCUACAAAAUUUAUUCAAUACGCGCGGCCUGUUUCUGUGCAUGCGCCUUUAAAAUAGCCUAAAAAAUUCUGUCUGAUUUUUUGAGUCAUUUCGCUUAUUUCUGUGUAAAAACUGCAUUCCAACCCUUAUUCUGAUGCUUGAUUUUUUUAGUUAUUUAGAUUUCAAAAAGAUCCUGAAACAGCUAAAUUAUACUUGGGAGUCUUUUUUUCAAAUUUUUUUACUGAAAAGUUUCGAUUCCUAGCCUGCAGGAGUCUCUGCUAUAGCUUGGGAAACUGACUUCGAAACUCGUCAUGUAAUGAACAAAUAAGCACUUUGAAACCGUUAACACGUUCAUAAAGCUCAAACAACUUUUCAAAUUCGAAAACUUGAAAAAAUAGCCAUCAUAAAAAAGCAACCGAACCGAGACUUUUCAAGCAUACCUCGCCAAUUUUUGAAAGAACUCCGAUUAAAGUCAUCUCCUCGUGAGAAUUAUGAGAAGAAAAAUAAAUUUUUCCUUGGAAAUUCUGUCAAAUAAGCCCCAAGACCACUACAAAUAUGAUUCACAAUGCUUUCCUCUUGAAAAUUGAACGUGGCCGUUUACGACCACCUGUUUUGGCACGUUAUUGGGGUGUAUGAAUAGUGGGAGGAUUUAUGAAAAGACAUGACGCAACGGCCCAAGAACUGGAAAUCGAGUUCGACCUCGAACAUUUUCCCCCGCUUUUCCACACGGUUUCACGACACAAUACCCAUUUUUGUUGUGGUUGUAAACAAAGGACAAUAGGCGAGAACAUGAGUACAAGGAAAAUAAUGGAACAAAGAAAAACAAGUGUAAAAUUCAACUUUUUUCCUGUUAAAUAGACGCUAUCGCUUUGCUUUUCUUUUUUCAAUCGCUUGAGGCGGCAAAUCUCCAUGAAGCCAUCAAAAAGUGAACGUCGCUUUUUUUUCACUUUCCCUGCCAUUUUGUCACGAUUUUGCAUUUUGGCGGCAAAUGUUCCUUUUCCCUUGUCGAGACCGGAUUCGGGGCGAUUAUGAAAAACGGCGGUUUCGAUUGAGAUGAGAAAGAAAAUUGAAGUACCGGUAUUAUUUAUUAUAUAACCAGCCCGGUAUAUAAUAAAUAUCGGCUUCGACUUUAAUCGCAAAGGGAAUUUUUUUUUAAUUUUUAGGUCUUCAUGUUUUUUUGUACCAAUUUAUUAAAUUGAAUAAAAAAAUGAGAAUAAAUAGAGAACCAAAAAAACAAAAAAAAUAAUAGGGGUACAGUAGGCCGUUUUUUUCUGAGCACACUGACUCCUUACGUAUUAAACGAGCCGACACGCGCAAAAUUUAUUUGAUAAAAAAAUUUUUAAUCUUAAAAUUUAUAAAUAUCAUGUGUUCCUUGUAUUUUUCUCAUUAGCUUUAAUCAGACUGAAGUGAAACGUGUCUCGAAAUUAAGAAAAUGGUUCAUUGUUGCUUGAAAAAAAGAAACUUUUAAAUUUGAAUCUUUUUCACUAUUUCCGAGAGAUCAAUCUUAGCCUCCGGUAUUUGUACAGCUUGCAUCAGGUAAAUUGAAAAGAGAUUUAUUCUUUUUUUCACGUCUCAUUGAUUCAUAUUUUUUCUUUUAUGGCGUGUUCUUCGGACAAAACGAAAAUUGCUUCGAAACGCAAAAAAAAUUGCUCCAAACCAAACAUUUGGAGCAUUUUAGCGCGCCGCGCGAGCACGAUUUUACGUUUUGAAGCAUGUUCUGUUUCUCUGAUGAACACGCCACUACCUUCACGCACAUUGGUAACGCCAAAAGGACGUUCUCCUGACGUUUUUUCAAAGUGGUUCCGCGAAAUGCAAAAUAUAUACCAGUUAGAGACAGGAAAAUAUAGCUUAAUUUUGGAGAGUCAGAGACUAUUUUGCAUUUCGCGGAAAUUACUUCGAACACGGCAUUAUGAGCAAGUCUAGGGAUCCCUCAAGAAUGCUGAAACUACUAAAGUGGUCACUAGAAAUGCCCGGACACGUCCGUUUCGCGUCACCAAUGUCCGAGUUUUUCUCCUUUUUGGAAGCUAUUCAUGCCCUUUUCGAAAUGAUUUCGCGAAUUUCAAAAUAGGGGUCAGACAUUGAUGAGCGAUUUCGCGAUUUCAAAUUUACUGCUGUUUUAUUCGUCCUUUGCAAAAACACAGAACAAAAAAGCCCUCAGCUGCUUUUAAGAGCAUCGGACUGGUACCUGUUAUUGUUUAGUCGGCUUCGCAGUUGAUUGGACUCUGUCCGCCAUAGUUGGGAAACGUCUUCUUGUCAUCGCAAUUGUCUGAAUUUUCGAAGAUGAAAGACUUUCAAAUGCUGAAAAAUAUGAGAUAUAUACAAAAGUUGAAUUAAAAAGAGCUGCUCGUAAAGUUAAUUUUUUUUGCGCAGCCAGAGUGUCUGCGGCCUCGAAUCAUAAUCGAUUAUUUAUCGCGAUUUGUACAAACCAAAUAAAACCGCCGAAUCUGGCGUGAGAGUUCCUAACAACCACAUUUUCCAAAUGUUUAUUUAUCUUCAUAGGCAGAGUCGGAAGGACUCUUUACGGGCCCUUGGAGCGUCCGUUAUGGAUCAAAAAGUUUCCAUUUACUGUACCUAAACGGGUGGCAACGGUUUCCUUUUUUACUGCCUUUUUCCGUCCUUUCAUCGGCCUUCAUCCACCCUUUUUGGACCCUUUUGAGAAAUACAAAAGUUUUUAAAGUUGAGAAUAAUCUAUAUCAGUGACUGUGUAUGAACCAAAAUGGGCUACAGUAAUAAAAUCGGAAAUAAUCAAUGGCCGAGACUUUCAGCACCAUUUUGCAGUCUCUCCUUUCUGACCCGUUUUUCGCACUUCCGAUUUUGCCAGUGUCGAAAUGGUGUUUAAAAGCCGUUUAAAAGGAGAGGCUGAAUAAAAAUCGCAGAAAGGGAGCAAAAAAAAAUCCCUUUAUUGAGCAUUAUGUUUUUUCUAGAAUUCUAAAAGACUCAAGAAAUGGUGGAAAAAGGGAGAGGCAGCAAAAAUGGCGCACAAGAGCCGAUGAAAUGGCGCAAAAGGCAGCAAAAAGGAACAUUUCUACGAGGUUUUUUCCACCCUUUCCGACUUUGCCUAUGCAUGAUAUCGGAUCAAGGUUUUUCUGGCUUCAAUUCAGUGUUAAUAAAGUCAUGCCUUUUUUCCUCAUUAUAAAAUUUUUCGAAACUAACCUCCCAUCAGUUGUUCUAGUAGUAGACGAUAUCUAAUUUUCAGUGCUCCAGAAGUUAAUUCUGAAAGAAAAGUAAUUUAAAAAUAAUUUUUUAAAUAACAAACUGCACUAUUUGAAGUUGGCGUCGAAUCUCCAUCGAUCAGAAAUUUUUCGUUGAGAGCUUUCUGCAAUUAUUUAAACAUUGAAAAAAGCAAGUCGAUUAUUCAUUGUUCGAAUCGCAAUCUUUUGACUGAUUAGUAAUGUAAAGUCAUAAGUAAGUUAAGGAAGCUUUGUGAAGUUAGAAGAACUAACUAGGCGGUGCGCUAGGGCUCCGCUCGGCCUUGUCAGAACUGAGAAACCUAGACGCCGAAGGCCGUGACGGCAUUUUCCGCGGGGGUCCCAUCAUCGCUUUGUCAGCAUCGCGCUGCCAACAGUUUAUGCCUCGGCCACAGGAAUGGGCCUCGACGUGACUUUGCGUAUCCGAUUUGCAAGCAAAAAGGAUCGGCACUCCGGGAGUCCCGCGGACCUAAUCUACUAGCGCUUACUACUAAGAUAACUAUUUUGAAAUUUUAAGUUUAAUGGAGGUUUAAAACUCAUCUUGACGUAGAGCGCAGAAGCAAGACGGAGUGGUGAAGAAAGAAGAAAUGAGAUUUGAAUCCAGGUCUUACAAGAAGAAAUGACACGUUGCCACGUGGUUUUUUGUGCGUGUUUUUUUUCGAUGACAUAAAAAUGACCUUUCCCGGGGUUCACGUUUUUUUUUUGAAGAGAAGGAAGUUUUUUUAUUCUAAAUAAAAUUCUCUAAAUAAAAAGGGUCAUAUGACGUGAAAGGUAGAGCUAGUGGAGACACUAAAAAACUUUUCAAAGUUCAAAGUUUUUCUUGCGCGGUUUUGUAUCGUUUUCUCCUCUUGUAGAAACCUAAUUCGCGUCACUUGGAGCCAAAUUCAAUCAGCAAAUACAGUUUGAAGUUUUUAUAAUAUAAAUAAUCUGAAUCACAUUAUUUUUCUAUUUUUUUGAUGGGUUUUCGAACUUAAUUAAUCAAUCAGCCUUACAAAGUUUUUUUUCUUCUUUUUAUUCUUUCAUAUUUAUGAAUGCUUAUGCGAUGGGAGAUAUAUAUUUUUUUAUUUCCAUUGCGUAAUAAGUAAUUUAGAGUUUUUUUCCCUUUCAAAAUCGUUCCUGAAUAUUUGUUAUAUCAUAUUCAUGCCUCAAUGACAAAUAUCUUGUCAAUUCACGUGAGGCUGUACAAAUACCGACUUUUUCAACUUUUCUCAAUGAUUUGAACUGUUUCUGAGGUUCUACGUAAUAAUUUUCGAAUUUUUAUUUUUUUUUAUGAUCCUGUAAAAUGAAAACGAGGUUAUUGUUUUUAACAAAUUGUACUUUUUGCAGCAAAAACUUUCACGAUGGCUGGGAACGUGAAGGAGCUGCAAUCGCUGUGUAUCACAAGGGAGAAUUGAUUGUCGACCUUCAAGGCGGCUACGCCGACAAGGCCUCGGGCAGAAAAUGGACGCCUGAAACUAGAACCGUCGUGUUCAGCACCACGAAGGUUGUCGAACAGUUCGAAAUGCACCUAAUGAUCGGAGUUUCUCUAGGCAGUAGGUGCGGUUUGCGUGGCGAUGCUAGUGGAUCGUGGCCACAUCUCCUACGAGGACAAAAUGAGCAAGUACUGGCCGGAAUUCGCUCAGAAUGGCAAGGAAAAUAUCACGAUCGACUGGUUAAUGACCCAUCGGGUUAGUUUCCCCUGAAAUGAAGAUUGGGCUCGAAAAAAUUAGAUUUUGCUCUGUAAUGUUUUUUUUUUUGAUUGAUGAUCUAAAUGAUCCCACAUAGUCCCUAUCUGCGCAAACUUCUAGUUUUGGAAAAACUAUUUUCUAAACUUUUUGCCCUUCAACACGUGAGACCGUUUGGAAAGUAUCUGGCCGCGCCACCAACCGUUGCAUGGCAGCUAGUAGCGUGGUGCAGUGGCUAGCGCGUUAGCUUGCGGAGCCCAGUAUGAAGGUUCGAAUCCUUUUGCCGCCAGCUUUUUUGCCAUUAUUUUUUCGACGGAUAGCGACUAUAAGGGUCGCUUCUUAGUCCACCAAAUGAGUUUUUGAGCAAAUUUAUGAAAAACCUCCGCUACAAUAACCUAUCCAGGCCGGCCUUGCCGCCCUCGACGAGCCCAUCAGCAUCGCCGACGCGAAAAACUUUGACAAAAUGUCCGAAGUGAUCGCCAAACAGACGCCAAACUGGGAGCCCGGCACCAAGAGCGGCUACCAUGCCAUCACCUACGGUUGGAUCGUUGAUCAGAUCGUGAGACGUGCCGAUCCGAAACAUCGCUCCGUCGGACAGUUCUUCAGGGAAGAGGUCGCCGAAAAGCAUGGUUGGUUUCGAGUUUUCAGCUGGCUAAUGACAUUUUUUUCCGUCUAGAAUGAAAUUCUCCACUUUUCAGUCCAAACUUCGUGAUUAAAUAAAGAAAUACAUAACUGAAUCCUCAAAAAAAAGCUUGAUUUCCUUUUUAAAGGAAUCGACUUCCACAUCGGCCUGCCCCCCAGUGAAGAACACACCGUCUCGAGACUGUCCCUUCCGCCGACCAUGCACCUUUUCAAGGAGAUCAUCUACGAUCCAAGGUUUUCCAGAACAAAAGCCAUAUGUAAUACAAAAAAUCUAAAGGGGAACUUUUAAAGCUUCUUUAGAAAAAGACCUAAAAAUUUAUGUUUUUUGAACUUUUGCAGUCUUCUCUAUAGAGCGCAUUUGUACUUGUGAUUUUUAGAAAUACUUUUUUUUCUUUAAAUCAACUGUUUUUCGGCUCGAAUCAACUUCAAGGGGCUAUUGAAAUAGCUAGUGUCCUCCAGUAAUCACUUAAAAGGUUCUUUAAGGGCUACUUGAAGAUGACACUAAAGUGGGGCACUGAAACCACCUUCACUAUUUUGUGUCAAAGUGUCCACUACAGUAGUUUUUGGUGGUCUAAUAGUACGUACUAAAGAGGACACUUGAGUAGCUACUAAAUAGGGUAAAAGCAAGGUGGUCCCUAUAGGGAUAUUUCAAUUUUCGUCAAAAAAAGUUAUUUGUUUAGAAAAUUAUCGACUAGCAUGUCCCUUAUAGUGACCACUUUUGCAAGCUUCAGUGACCCAUAUAGGGGUGAAGUGGUCCCUAGAGGGGACCCUCCAAGGGUACAUAAGGUUGCACUUAUAGGGACCGCUAUGGAUAUUCUAAGCCAAGAAAAUUUCAGAGUUCUGAUAGUCCUCGCCGUGUUCAACCUCCGGCCGCCAAUGUCCAUCGCUAGAAAAGUUCGCGACAACCCGAAUUGGUUCAAAUUGGAGCAGGUUCAUCAAAAAAUUAGUACUCAAAAUCCAAAAAAAAGCUUAUUUUCUAGGACAUCAACACGUUCAACGACCCUGAACUCCAUGGAAUGGAACAAGUGGCCGCUCUAGGGAUCACCAAGGCGCGCGACCUCGCCAAGUUGUUCAAUCUCGUUCAGGAAGGCAAACUUUUCAGCAAGGUAGGGAUCGAACCCGUGACCUUUUGAGUAGUAAUCAAUAUCGCAUACAUGGUCGCAAGUUUUUUCUUGUUGUGAAUUUGGAGUUAGAUGAGGCUCAGAGUCAAAUUUUCACAAGUUUGUCUGUUCUCUCUCAUUUUCCCAUAAUGUCUCGAUAUGAAGCGAGAGAGUCAGAGAGCGCAGACGGUUAGAAAAAAAAAGCUUUCUAGGAUUCAAAUUUGGUUCAAUUUUCACUCUAUUUUCUACGAUUUGAAACUCUCUGACAUGUCUGAACACUCUCGUGCUCAUAUGCUAUUUCCAUUUUCCAUUAUUUUUAUGAAAAAAGAGAGAAUCAGACCGUUUUUCUAACUGUUUCAUCACUUAAGGAGCUUCUCAACCGAUUCAAGACCCCUCAAGUGGCCACUGGACUGGAUGAGGUUGUCAUGACGCCAUUGCCGAAAGGACACGGUUUCCUGUAUGAACGACAUCCGUUGGGAGGGGUUAGGAAGAUUUUAAAAUGAAUAUUUUGAGCCUUUUUUCCAGAAUCGUUGGCUCGUGGGACAUCCUGGAUACGGUGGCAGCACGGUAAUGAUGGAUUUGGAGGAAGAUGUGAGGGGAUUUUAUUUUAUAGAGCUGUGAGAAGUUUUUUGAAGUUUGCUUCGUGAUAAUUUUCAUGAAAAAAAUCGUAAAAAUCAAUUAGAACGAGUAUUGCUAAUUGUUGCUCAUAUUAGAGACUUUUUGAAUGAGAUUUUUAUGAUACCUAAGCUUUUUAAUGGAUAUUUUUUUAAAGCAGUUCUUGAUUUUAUUCCUUUUUUUAUUGCUCAUAUUAGAGCCAUUUCUAAGUCAAGUCUCUUCUUUUUAUAGAGUUUGAGAGGGAAAAAAAGAAGGGUUUUUAAAUUUAAAAAAAGAAGAAAUUCAAUUUUUCUUUCAAAAGCUCAAUAUUAAGAUCGUCAUUUCCUACGUCACGAAUGGCUUGAAAACAGGAAUGGGCGAGCUGACGAGAACGUAUCGACACCUGAGAGACGCCGUUUUUGACUGUAUCGAAAGUCGAAAAUCAACAGAACACGAAUACAAUUCAACGAUCCGGGCGGCUUGA